Messenger RNA from Peronospora belbahrii, 1305 nucleotides. The record is from the annotation of a GenBank genome assembly. NCBI's taxonomy places the organism in Eukaryota, Oomycota, Peronosporomycetes, Peronosporales, Peronosporaceae.
AUGGAAGUAGUAAUAGCACGUGAGGCAGAAUAUCGCGUCGAAGUUCCACCACAGAUCGUCGUUAGUAUACGAUUAAAGAGUGGAUCGGCAGAGCUCUUUGGUGUUGAACUUGCUAUUGAUCAUACGUAUACAUUCUGUGAUCGUAAAUUGGCAAUUUUUACCUGGUAUGGAUGUACAUUAGAAGUCAAUGGUAUGCCUGAAGUAGCAUAUACAUCCGAGGAGACACCAAUGGAUAGUUAUCUAAAUAUUCAUACACAAGUUCAACGUCGAAGAGAAAUUGCCAAGAUUCAACACCUUCCAGGUCCUCGUCUACUUGUAUGUGGCCCUAUUGAUAGUGGCAAAUCAACCUUAACUCAAAUUCUAGUGAAUUACGCCCUACGUUUGAAUGAAAAGCCCACACUUGUGGAAUUAGAUGCGAGUCAAGGAUUUCUUAGUGUACCUGGAACACUCUCAGCUUCUCCAUUGGAUAUGAAUUCACUUAGUAUUGAAGAAGAGUUUAUCCUGACAAAUCCAUUAGUCUAUUUCUAUGGUCAUACCAUGUCGUCCGAGAAUGUCGAACUUUUUCGGUAUCAUCAACAACAGUUGGCAAAGAGUGUCAAGCGACGAAUGGAGAAUGAUAUUGAAGUUAAUGCAUCUGGAUGUGUGAUUAAUACGUGCGGAUGGGUUGAUGGUCAGGGCUUUGAUCUGUUGGUUCACGCGAUAAAGGACUUUGACGUGGAUAUAGUGCUUGUCAUUGGCCAGGACAGACUGUACAGCCGCUUGCAGAGUGCACUUACGGGAGAAAAGGUCAAUGGAAUGGAUCGAUCGAUUGUGAAGCUGUCGCGCUCAGAUGGAGUUGUCCCACUUAAUAGCAAACUACGCUCUGCUGCGCGUAUCAGCUGCAUUCGAGAAUACUUUUACGGCGCCCACUCGCUGACUGUUGCAAUCCCCACGCUAUCGCCCUGCAUCAACGAGUUCUCGUUCGAUGAUGUUUCAUUCUUUGCAAUCAAAGACAUGAAGGUGUCCGACGUGAUGCUUCCAGUUGGCCAAGUAGAGACGAAGACCGACCGCUUGCGUGCAGUGCCUGUCGAGAAGACAGUUGACCUGGGGCACUCGCUGGCAGCUGUGGUGCAUCUACCACACGGCCAUAACGUGUCCUCUGCGUCGUUGACAGAUUCAUCAUGGCUUGUCGGUGCCCCUGCAGUAGGCUUCGUUUUCAUCAAGGAGGUUCGAAUGGCAGAACAAAAGGUGGUGCUGCUUGUUCCCUCACCAGGCCCGCUGCCUUCGCGCAAUUUGUUAGUAGGCUCAAUCAAAUGGAUGGAGUAG